Molecule: messenger RNA, 1103 nt
Organism: Oreochromis niloticus (Nile tilapia)
Lineage: Eukaryota; Metazoa; Chordata; Actinopteri; Cichliformes; Cichlidae
Product: pregnancy zone protein
Exons: 9
Coding region: 62-1078 (338 amino acids)
Molecular function (GO): endopeptidase inhibitor activity
Source: RefSeq, a predicted model, not a curated record
CUGGGAGACGGAGGCUUUCUGUUUGUCCUCUCAGGGUUUUGGUUUGGCUCCUCGUAAAGAAAUGAAAGUCUUCCAACCUUUCUUCCUUGAACUCACCAUGCCCUACUCCAUCAUCCGGGGGGAGCACUUUGAACUGAAGGCGACUGUCUUUAACUACCUGACCAGCUGCAUCAUGGUUACUGUCACUCCUGGGCCGUCCUCAGAUUACACCCUCAUGCCUCUCUCUGGUGAUCUGUACACAUCCUGUUUGUGUGGCAACGAGCGCAAGACCCUCAGGUGGACCAUGAUCCCAACAGCCUUAGGGGCUGUGAAUGUGACUGUGUCUGCUGAGGCGGUAGCGUCCCAUGUGUCAUGUGAUAAUGAGGUUGUGAGCGUACCGGACAGAGGUCGCAUCGACGUUGUCACCAAAUCUCUCAUAGUGAAGGCCGAGGGAACUGAGAUGACAAAGACGUACAACUGGCUUCUUUGUCCAAAAGGAAACACACCGAUAGAGGAAGCAGAGAUACAUCUGCCUGAGAACGUGAUUGAAGGAUCUGCCCGCACUUCUGUAUCAGUCCUGGGUGUCAUCCUCGGCCGGGCUCUGAAAAACCUGGAUGGAUUGCUGCAGAUGCCGCAUGGAUGUGGGGAGCAGAACAUGGCUCUCCUGGCCCCCAACAUCUACAUCCUCCACUACCUGAAAGGCACACAGCAGCUCACCACAGCCAUCAUGGAAAAAGCUACUAACUUCCUCACCAGUGGAUACCAAAGACAGCUCAACUACAAAAGUGACGACGGUGCUUACACCACAUUUGGAGCAGGACCAGGAAACACUUGGCUGACUGCGUUUGUGGUAAGAAGUUUUGCCAAAGCUCAGUCUUUCAUCUAUAUUGAUCCCAGAACGAUCGAAGAGUCUAAGACCUGGCUGGAACAUAAACAACAAGAAACUGGCUGUUUUGAAAAGUCUGGGAAACUCUUCAACAACAGAAUGAAGGGUGGUGUAUCUGAUGAAGUGACUCUCAGUGCGUACGUUACUGCUGCCUUCUUGGAAAUGAAUAUAUCCCAACAUGUGAGUAGACUCAAAGAAUAUCGAGCUAUUUAAACAAAAAUUGAACAUAGAGUUAGCC